AUGGAUUUUAAACCCGAUUAUACCACGCCGCUUUUCAGUGAGAUUUGUGUCACGCCUCGGUCUCCCCCUCUCAACAUUCUCGGAGACUUCGACGCCCUACUCGACGACGAACCGGGACCGGGAGGCUGGCGAACAAUGCUCCCUGGCAUCGCUGGCGCCGGCGGCGGAGGCGCGAGGGCGGGUGGGCGGCGAUCGGAUCUGGGCUACGGAAGUAGGGCCGGGUGUGCGGUUUCUCCGACGCGGCGCGGCGCCCUGAAGAAAGUUCGGCGACGCGCGCGCGCGAUAAGCGGACGCCCCGGCCUUGGCGCUGGCGGUCGCCGCCUCCGCCUCCUCCGCCCUCGUUCCGACCCCGGCGCCCCUCCUCCGCAGCCUCGCCUCGAAGCUCGCGUUCACAAGGGCCCAUUGUGGCGCACAAUGGGCGAUCUUAGGCCCGACUUCGCUCUCAAUGGGUUGCGGCUGCUCCUGCUGCUGCUGCAACGGGGGCCCCCAUGCGUUCGCCUCUUCGCUCGACCUUCGGCCCGCCUCCGCCUCGGCCCGGAGGGGUUUUUUGCGCAGCUGCCGCUCGGGGUGCUGUCGUGGCUGUGCAAGAAGGGAGAGGAGACAUUGCGUAGGCAUACCAACCUGGCAACCAACCUUUCGGCGAUUAAGGAGCAGGAGCAGGACUUCGAAAAGUUCUACUUCAUCUCAAUGAGCGACGGGCUCUGCGCGGCGUUGGCAUCGGGGACGGCGGUGGCGGAGAAGGACGCUAUUCGCGCAGCAGCCGCAGAGUGA
Messenger RNA from Gryllus bimaculatus (two-spotted cricket), 771 nucleotides. The record is from the annotation of a GenBank genome assembly. NCBI's taxonomy places the organism in Eukaryota, Metazoa, Arthropoda, Insecta, Orthoptera, Gryllidae.